Pecten maximus is the source of this 1848-nucleotide messenger RNA. RefSeq names its product mucin-2-like. NCBI's taxonomy places the organism in Eukaryota, Metazoa, Mollusca, Bivalvia, Pectinida, Pectinidae. Bases 224 to 1339 code for a protein of 371 amino acids. The transcript is spliced from 3 exons. The record is from RefSeq and is a predicted model, not a curated record.
CAACACGUUUCGGAUAUUUAAAGACCAUGCUUCCCAGAAUAAAAAAAACAAUUCGGUAAUAAGUGGAUCGAAUUCGCGUCAUGCCCUGUUCCUAUCAAUUUCGUUUGACGUCAGAAAAAAUACCCUUCUCGCUGCCGAAAAUGUCCUAGCCUUGUAUAUAAACCCCUUGUCUGACAAAGUACAGUAUGUCCAGAUCAAGAGACGUACCAACAAAUUAAGUAAGAUGCAGUCGUUCGAGUUGACAUUUUUCUUCCAGGUGACCGUUUCCGUGUUUAUGACUAUUAAUGGUCAUGGUCGCCUUUUAAACCCAUUGGGAAGAAGCAGUGCCUGGAGAGGUGGGUUCGAUACACCGAAAAACUUCAAUGACAACGAACUGUAUUGUGGGGGAUUCGCACAUCAACAAAGUCUCGGGGGCAAGUGUGGCGUUUGCGGAGACCCUUAUGACCAGCCACAUCCAAGGGAAAACGAGGCUGGGGGAAAAUAUGCAAAGGGUGUUAUCGUAAAAUAUUAUACCAAGGGUUCGACCAUCAACAUCACCGUCGAGAUAACUUCUAAUCAUCUCGGAUUCUUUGAAUUCCGUCUCUGUGAAAACAACGAUGUGGCCAAACCCAUCACAAAAGAGUGUCUAAAAUAUUUACUUCCAAACUCGAAUACAGGAGAGACAAAACAUCAAAUCGGGAAAAAGCCUGGUAAUAUAACAAUCGCUUUGGACCUGCCAUCGAACGUCACGUGUUCCCAGUGUGUCAUUCAAUGGCGAUACCAUACAGGAAAUAGUUGGGGCACUGAUGAAAAUGGAAACGGUUUAGGAUUUGGACCACAAGAAGAAUUCUAUGCAUGCUCAGAUAUAGCUAUUUCAAAUAGAGCAGUAGUCAACACAGCGCCCACUACAUCAGCGACAAGUAGGACAACGACACCUGUAAAAACGACACCUUCAACACCGACACCUGUAAAAACAACACCUUCAACAGCGGCACCUGUUAAAACAACAGAUUCAAAGGCGACAAUAACUGACUCGACCCCCACUACAGCUAGAGAAACUAAGAUAUAUACUACUUUGUCGUCCAUUUUAAAAACAUCAACAUCAGGUAAACCAGCAGCCAUUUUAACCACAACAGAAAGGAUUCCUACGUCAGGAAAUCAAGUCCAGACAACAACUGAAGCCAACACAGCAACACGGAUAACAACGCCAACGACAACCACGCCAUCUACAACUCCAGCGCCCUCUAGCGGUAGCCGGACAUGUGUUUCCGUAUCUAUUGUCGCCACGGAUUCCUGGUGUGACAGCACGUGUAACCAUGUACCUCCACAUUGUCCGUCGACUGUCUGUCGCUGUUCAUGAUAUGCAGAUGAAUAUUUACAUUGUGUAUCAUGUCCAAAGAUACUACUGCCAUAUGUGAACACCAAACUCAACAAAAGGAACUGAUUGCCGUUUUACAAUAUAAAUGCUCUCAUUUAUUAUUUUUAUGUGUCUGUAUUCUUCCGUUUAAUUCUCAGCUGCCAAGACAGGGAAUGAAUGAGACAUGAUUAUCGACUUUCUAAUGAUAUAUUUAUCACUAGAAAAACCAGAAGAUUUAUGUUACAUUUAUCAAAUGGUGAGAUAGACCUUAUUUAAAACUGAAAUUAUGAGGGAAUGUUUGGCGGUGUAGACAAUGUAAGCCAUGUAUACUGUAAAGAUAUAUACAAAAUUACUUUGCAAGGUGUAAAGCGCUAAAAUUCUAAAAGUGUGCAGAUGAAUGAGGUGAGAUGUUGACUUUAUAACUAAAUGUGCGAGAGAUUUAUCACUGGAGAAGUGAGAUUUUUUUAUUGAAAUUCAUAUCUGCAAAAUGAAUAAAAAAUUUAAAUAUUAAA